This is a messenger RNA of Colletotrichum truncatum, 1287 nucleotides long. RefSeq lists its product as uncharacterized. NCBI's taxonomy places the organism in Eukaryota, Fungi, Ascomycota, Sordariomycetes, Glomerellales, Glomerellaceae. The record is from RefSeq and is a predicted model, not a curated record.
AUGGCCUUCCCUGUCCCGGUGAGGGCUGAGCUCAGCGAAGCUCUCAUCAAAGACCUACCACCUGCGGAGUAUCAGAUCCCAACUCCUCAGUUUUCUGUCUGGCAGCGUCUCCUAGGCCAGAAGCCUGACCAGCAUGUUGAAAAGAUAAAGUUCAUGCUCAACGGCGCUGCAGCAGGCAUGGGUCGGCACCCCACCCAGGAGGAAGUGAAUGCCUUGAGCGAAAUCACCUACAAAGAAUCCCGCACCGUGGCUUGGAUUAUGCCCAUUGCCUUUGCAGUUGGCGGAUAUAUGGCGUGGAAGGGACGAGCCACCUACAAAUUUCCUUUUUACCAGCCCAAAUUUACCAAAUUCAGCCCUGAAGUGUUUCCUAGCUUCAGGGCCCCGUUUAUCAACGGUCAAUAUGCCAACAUCACUUGGCAUAAUGUCCGUUUCAUAUCCUACGGUAUUGUCACCGGACUUCUUGCCGCUCCACUCUUAGGUUCAUACGCGACCAGCGUCGCCAUCUCUACAGCCGCUCGUGACGACCGUCUCAGCCAGUUCCGCAAAGAUUUGAAACCGGGAAGGUUGAUCAACCUUACUGCAGACCAAAUGCCGCUUUCUGCUCUCCGGGCGCAACGAGAUCAGGUCACCCGUGCUAUGCGGGAGAUAGAGGACAAUCUCGCAACGCAAAGAUAUUUAGCAGAACAGAAAGGCACUUCAGACAAAGCCUACGAGACUCGACCAGAUUUUCAACGUGCGGAGGCGAAAUUACAGGAAUAUCGCAUAAUUUUCAAACAGCUUGACGAGGCAAUCGCCAGAAGAAACGGCGAGCCAACGAGAAUUGACGAAACAACGCAGAACCAGGAUUACACGGCCCUCAGUGCAUCGGACUCGACAGAUGGCCAGGAAACAUACUCCAGCACUCGACCUGAUUACAGAGCACCGCGAGAGAUCCCGGCCUCAGAGAGUCGGCCAGGGUGGGGCCAGCAAAGUUCCGCCUCCCAGCAAGGCUGGGGCAAGGCUGAUUCGGACGGUUUGGAUUCCGACGACGCGUCGCCGGUUGCUCCGGCUGCAAGACCAGCGGCUCAGUCAUCGUCCACCGGUGGGGUUUCAGCCUGGGAUCGCUUGCGCCAAGCUUCAAAGAGCCCGCAAAAGCCAUCUGGCAACGCGUGGCAGGGUCAGCAGGGUCAGUCUGAAGACGCCGGAGCAUCAGAGAAGGACAGGGCUCAAAAAGAAUUUGACGAAAUGCUUGAGCGAGAGCGACAGAGCGAGGAGUCUCAGGGAGGUGGCAGGAAUCGCCGUUGGUGA